UUUCUGGGCUAAGAUCUUUUAGCAGAACUUAGUUUAUUAAACAUCAUCCAAUUUGUUGUCACUGUGAUCCCAACGUUUGCACUUUGGAGACAUUCUAUUGGUGGAAAUUGGCGUCGCCUUGGUUACCGUUGUUACUUUGCGUAAUCGGGAUAGGUUGCUCACAUGGAAUUAUCGGUGAACGGGCUGUACCACUCAGUAAUAGCGGCAGAUGCAACGUAGUGCUGUUGGACCACGGCCAUAACUUUUUUUUUAAAAUUUUAAAACCUAAUUUAAGAGCAGGGCACCAUGGACGAGAAGCUUUUUAACGCAAUGCUGCAGACGCAGGCAGAAGCUAUCGUAAUAGAGGUACUGGAAAAGGCCAAAAGUUAUCUUGAACAACAAAUGAUAAUAGAGGGAAAAAGCAUUUAUGAAAUCCGUAAUGUCCAAUGGGUCACAUGCAUGGACUUCACUGUUGCCAUUGGGGCAAAGCAAAUCGAAGAAUAUAUCUCUGCAUGGGAGUUCUCCGAUUGCUGGCUUCACUGUUUGGACUACCUGAGGGAAGAGGAACUAGAGUACCACAUCCACCACCAUUAUCGAGUGCGAUGGAGUAUCCCGACACGAAGGAAGCCCAUACCACGAGCAACAGCCUCCAUUUACUUCAUCAUUGAAAUCUCAAAAGUUAAACCACCUGUUUUUCCAGUUGAAGUUUACUACUUUUUUGAAUCAAACAGACUUCUGCACAGACCAGGUCAAUCAAGAUUCAAAGAAAGCUGGCUAAAAGACAUCAUCGAAAGCAAAAUUCUAUUAAUGGAGCAAGUGGAAUUUUAGUUUGAAUUGUGAAUAUUUGGAAGAAACCAAAGCUGAUUUGUAUAUGGUUUUACUUUUAAAAUUAUGAUUUACACACAGAGAUGGUUCAAUAGUCUCCAGUUGCUCUUUGCUUCCCUUUUGUUUUGAUUCCCAUAAUCUAUUUGUGAAUCUUGAUGUGAAUGACAGCAGGCUGUUAAACAUUUGCAGUCUCUUUUUGAGAAUGAAAUGUCAGGACUUCUAGCAUACCUCACCAAAAUAAAUGAGCACUCCUGCUGAACCAUACAUCGUUGUCACCUGAACGUUUAAAAGGAAGCAUUACAGCUAUCCUCUCCAUGACAAAUAUCCAUUUCCUUACCUUAUCAUGGAGACACAAGGUCAGUCCUCAGGUACAGGACCAUAGGCCAGGAAUCAAACCCAAAAUAUCUAAGCAACAACCGACCUCAAAAGUUUCUCUGAUUGAGCCGUCAAUGAAAUGAGCAGAUUUUUUAAAUAUAUUGCAUGAUUUUCAAAAUUAAUGUAUAAAUUAAUUUAUGGAAAAUAUUUCAGUAUAUUUUUUAAUAAACCAGUACUAGAUCAGAUUGUAUAAUUGCUAUUUUUCUUGUAGAUUAGCUUUAUGCUUGUUUGUAUUUUUAUAUAAUUACCUAUGUAUCUGCAGUUGUUCAGUGUUUCUCCUAGUGUUCCAUAUUAUUCUGGAAGAUUCUUGGGUAUCACAUUUUUCUGAAUAGGGGCUAUCUGAUUGGUUAACCUGUGUCUACAAAAUUUGAAUGGUAUUUAUUACUGUUAACAAAUUGGUAUAGGAAGGCUAAACCAUGUUGCCUUGGUUGCUUUCCCAUGCUACUAGGCUCCGCUUUCCCAAUCCCUUUGUUCUCUAAGCACUUAAUAAACUCUCAUAAAACAGGUUUUAUGUCUCAUUCUUGACUUCUGAAAAGCCUGGGUCAACCACACCAGGGUCCAAAAGCAGUUUCAUAUAUACAAAAGUAGCUUCAAAACUGCUGUUUGACGCAACUGAAGACACUAUUGGCCACGGGAACAAAUUCAUUUCCAAAUGAGCAUCUUCUUGGGAAGUUUUCUUUGGUUAAGCGUCACAGUGCAGAACCACUCAUCCAUUUUGACUUUGUUCCAUCCCACUGGGCAUCACUGGCAUAUUUUAAGGGGAAAUCAGUUUAUGAGCAAGUAAUUCUGUUGUACAUUCUAAACAUCAAAUGCUAUCUUUGGUCAUAUUAAUAGCAUGGCAAAAUCAAUCUUCAUCACUGGUGUCACAGAGAGCUUUUGGCACAUUGGCCUUCAUGCAUUAAAGUACGAGUAGAGGAGUUGGGAUGUUAUGUUGAAGUUGUUUAAAAUGUUGCUGAGACCAAAUUUGGAGUAAUGUGUCACGUACCUACGGGAAAGAUAUCAGUAUGAUUUUAAGAGUGCACAGAAAAUUUACAAGGAUGUUGCCAGGACUUGAACAGAGUUCUAGGGAAAGGUUGAAUAGGUUAGGACUUGAUUCCCUAGGGGAGAUAUGGUAGAGGUGUACAGAUUGAGGGUUAUAGAUAGAGUAAAUGCAAGAAGGCUUUCUCCACAAAGAUUGGGUGAAACUAGAACCGAAGGUCAUAGGUUAAGGGUGAAAGAUGAAAUAUUUAAGGUGAACCUGAGGGGGAACAUCCUCACUCAGGGUGGUGGAUGCAGGUUUGAUUUCAAUAUUUAGAAUGUACAUGGAUGUGAGAGGCAUGGAGGGCCAUAGUCCAGGUGCAGGUUGAUGGGACCAGACCGAUGAGCAGUUGGGAACAGACUUAAUGGGCCAAAGGGCCUGUUUCUGUGUUGUCGUGCUUCAUGACCACCCUAAACCUACCUAGGUCUGUACUGACUUCCAGUUAAUUAAAGAUUAAUCUUACCGUAUGUUUAAUUAAACAGUAUAUGUUAAUCAUGGAUAUCACAAUCAGGAUGUUGUAUAUCAACCAUUUGUUGUAAAUUACUCCGAAGUUGCUGGGGUCUCUG
Molecule: messenger RNA, 2763 nt
Organism: Hypanus sabinus (Atlantic stingray)
Lineage: Eukaryota; Metazoa; Chordata; Chondrichthyes; Myliobatiformes; Dasyatidae
Gene: akap14
Product: A-kinase anchoring protein 14
Exons: 6
Coding region: 286-807 (173 amino acids)
Cellular component (GO): cAMP-dependent protein kinase complex
Molecular function (GO): protein kinase A regulatory subunit binding
Source: RefSeq, a predicted model, not a curated record